Molecule: messenger RNA, 1215 nt
Organism: Mangifera indica (mango)
Lineage: Eukaryota; Viridiplantae; Streptophyta; Magnoliopsida; Sapindales; Anacardiaceae
Exons: 1
Coding region: 299-970 (223 amino acids)
Source: RefSeq, a predicted model, not a curated record
UCUUCAUUUCUUGGCGUGUAUUAUUUGACUCUCUCUUAUAAGUUAUAUGUUUAAAGGUGCUUUCGUUGUCGUUACUGUUUAUUCAUCUUCUCUGAAGCUGGCGCCUAAUAUUAGCCUAAAAAGUUUUUAUUUUGAUUUAGUUUGAAUUUUCUUGAUCCGUUUGUGGCCCAGAUUGAUACCGUUUGUGAUAAUCCGAUUUGAAUUGAUUUUUAUAUGUUUUCGGGAUUUAAUCAACUGGGUUGUUCUUUAUUCUGGGGGAUUGUAUUGGGUUUUGAUUAAAACAGGAUCUUGACUUGCGAUGGUCUAUAUGCAGAACUCAAUCUCGGUCUGCAACUCCAUUGACCAAAUCUUAAAGAUGGCGAAUUGUGUGAAUUCAAGUGAUUUUAAUCCAAAAUCAGGGCAAAAAAAGAUACCCAGUUCGCCAAAUUGUUCAAAAAUUCCUUGUGAAGGAUCAAGGUUUAGAUCAGCUGUCAUUGAUUUGGUAAUUUUGCUAGCUGUUAUGACUGCCUGUGGCUUCUUGUUGUUUCCUUAUGUUAAGGUCGUAAUAUUUACAUCAAUCGAAAUAUUUGUCCCCGUGUUUUAUCUUGUUAAAGAGGAGGUGAUUAGGAACCCAAUCAUUUAUGCAUCAAUAGGGCUUAGCUUUUGUUGUAUUGCUAUGGUUGUUUGGAUUAUAAUUUUGUGUACAACAAGGAAAUGCGGGAACCCCAAUUGUAAGGGCUUGAGGAAUGCUGCUGAAUUUGAUAUUCAGUUGGAGACCGAGGAGUUGGUUAAGGAAAGUGGUGGUGGCAGUGGUGUUAAAAAAUGGUUGUUUGAAUUGCAUCGCGAUCAUCAUAGAGAAUUAGAGGCCGAGCUUAAGAAGAUGGCGCCACCGAAUGGUAGAGCUGUGCUUAUUUUUCGUGCUAGGUGUGGAUGUCCUGUUGGGAGAUUUGAGGUUCCGGGAUCGAAGAAGCACAAAAAGAUCAAGAAGUAGGAAUUAUAUAAGGAAUUGGAAUUGGAUAGGGAGGGUAAUCCAAUGCUACAGGAGUAGUAAUAAGGAUGAGAGGUGUAGCUUUUGCUUCUCUGUUGUUAAAUAAGCUCUCAUGCAAUAAGUUCUAAGGGAUUAUGUACACUUGGUUAGUAUAAAUAUCUUUACCUGGCAUUUAUUUUAUCUGGUAUUUUAUGAUAAUGUACUUCUUUUUAGUUUCUGAUUUGAAUUGGAUACUGAAUUUCUGGUUU